UUUUACAAUUGAAUAAUUAUGGAAUUUUAAAACUAGGAAAAACGCAAAAUAGCUAUAUGCAAUAAUAUUUAAGACAUUUUUGAUAUAUAAAACAUAAAUUUAUUUAUCUUAUAGAAAAAUGAAUUAUGAAUAUACUAAUCUGCGUAAUUCAGUAGAAAUGCAUAACAAAUGUUGUAGUGGUCGUAUGUGGUGUGUUAAGGAUAUUUGCGGAAUUGUAUGUGCCAUUAUGACAUGGCUUUUAAUAAUAUUUGCUGAAUUUGUAGUUAUGAGAGUUAUAUUAUGGCCAAGCCCUUAUCCAGUAUUUAGUACAAUUAAUACAAUAAUAUUUCAAAUUCUAGCGUUUUUAGCAUUUGCAUCACAUUUGAGAACCAUGCUAUCAGACCCAGGUGCAGUACCUCGAGGUAAUGCUACAAAAGAAAUCAUACAACAAUUAGGCUUUCGUGAAGGAGAAGUUUUUUUUAAAUGUCCAAAAUGUUGCAGUAUAAAACCAGAUAGAGCGCAUCAUUGUUCAGUUUGUAACAGAUGCAUUCGCAAAAUGGAUCAUCAUUGCCCAUGGGUAAAUAACUGUGUUGGCGAAAAUAACCAAAAAUAUUUUGUUUUAUUUACAUUUUAUAUAGCAAUCAUAUCUACCCAUGCAAUGUUCUUAGUUAUUAAUCAAUUUGCAUUGUGUGUUAAGCAUGAAUGGCGUGAUUGUUCUCCUUACUCUCCUCCAGCUACUGUAUUUUUAUUACUAUUUCUAACAUUUGAAGCUCUAUUAUUUGCAGUUUUUACAAUGGUUAUGCUGGCAACACAAUUAAGUGCAAUUUGGAACGAUGAGACUGGUAUAGAACAACUUAAAAAGGAAGAGGCUCGUUGGGUGAAAAAAUCAAGGUGGAAAAGUAUACAAGCAGUUUUUGGUCGAUUUUCAAUUGCUUGGUUUUCACCUUUUACAAAUCCAGUUUCUAGAUCAAAAUAUGAAACACAAUUUUAUUCCGUAUAAAUUAUUACAAAUUAUGUUUUAUGAGAUUUUUACAAAUUAUCACCUAUAAUUUUAUUACAAUUAAUGUUAAAACCUAUCAUUAUUCACCAUUAUAUUUAAGUGUUGAAAUUAAUUCCAAUUUUCACAACACAAGGGCAAAAAAUUCUUAAAAUUCUUGUUCAUUAGUAUCAAUAAGGAUAUUUAUGUAGCUUUAUUUUUUUAUAUAUGAUGUAAAGUGGAUUGCAAUUAGUUUUAUAAUUCAGCGUGAAUGUAGUGGUAAAUUAUUUAUGAAAUUAAAUUUUUUUGAGCAGAUUUGUAACAAAUAUAUGCAUAUUAGUACUUAAAAUAAACUUAUAAUUAAAUUUUAUUCAGUAAAAGUAAUGGGUUAAACAUAUAAAUUAAAGACAAUUCUACACAACGCGGUGAUUCAAGUAUUAAUUGAUAUUACAAAAAAUAGUAGCUGCUGAGAAACUUAAUAUUGAUUGGGAAGAAUGCAAUGGAUUUGAUAAUUUGACUAAAUAAAACAAAUGUAAGGAAGUGUGAGGUGCGCAAAAAUUGCUUUGAUGAUCAUGUAACCAAGAUCUGCAAAAGUCAAUCGUAACCAUGUGUAUAAAUUGUUUUAGGGCAAAUGAAAGGUUUAUUUUGGCUUGGAUGCUUAACACAGCACAUUUAAUAAGGCAUGCGUUUUGUAUCAGAGACAACUUGAUUCUAAAAAGAAGCGAAUUGAAACGUAAAACAUAAUUUAAAUAAAAGUAAAGGAUAUGUGAUACUAACAGCACUUCGUUUAAAUGUACAGUGGUAAAUAAUAUUAAUUUAUUAAUUCUACUUACGUAUUUAAUCAGUAAAAUUGAGAAAAAAAGUAAAAUUCAAGUUAUGCUUUUGCAUGUAUGUAAAAAUAAAGCAAAAAAUCUUGAUCCUUAAUGGAUGCUUUACGAUAUGUAUUAAUGGUCAAAUACCAAACUAUUAACAUAAACACACAUUAAUUAAAAAAUCGGUUUAAUGAGUCACUUUUCAGGAUAUUCAGUUUUAUUUUUAAGGUUCAAAGCUUUAUCAUCAAAAGAUAGUCUUUAAAAAUCUAUCAAUUAUUUUAUUAAAACAGUCGUUUGUAUAUCACAACUUAUAGAAGAUUUUUGCCAAAAGGUUUGUAAUCGACAAUAAUCAAUAAAUUUUUUCUUGUAGGGUUAUGAAAAAUCUUCGGUCCAUAAAAAUAAUCUAAAGAAAUUGAACAAAUAUUAGAAAUUACACAAUGUGAGCUGUCUGAAGAGACUAUUUGAACUAUAUUCUAUCUCAGCCGUAACUGUACUGUAUAUAUAUACAUCUAACUGAAUCAAAAAUUGUUCGCUUCCUUAAUUCGUUCUAAGUUUUAUUUUGACAACAGGAACAUAUACUUAUAUGUACAUAUAUAUGUAGAUUCAAAAGUCAUAUAUAAUGGGGUCAUUA
Messenger RNA from Condylostylus longicornis, 2398 nucleotides. Its product is annotated as palmitoyltransferase ZDHHC3. NCBI's taxonomy places the organism in Eukaryota, Metazoa, Arthropoda, Insecta, Diptera, Dolichopodidae. Gene Ontology annotation, biological process: peptidyl-L-cysteine S-palmitoylation; protein targeting to membrane. The coding region runs from base 119 to 979 and encodes 286 amino acids. The transcript is spliced from 5 exons. Gene Ontology annotation, cellular component: Golgi apparatus; endoplasmic reticulum. Gene Ontology annotation, molecular function: protein-cysteine S-palmitoyltransferase activity. The record is from RefSeq and is a predicted model, not a curated record.